AAUAACCAUCAUGUUAUGGGUUACAGUUUUAUGCUUGUUAUAGUUACAAGUGAAGUAUUUAAAUGUUUUUCCUUCCUUCUUCUGUGUUUAGAUAUUACUUUUGUGAAGGUUUCUAAAGUGACAGGCCGAGUGGAAGUCAAUGAUGUGCUGGCAGCCGUGCGUCCAAACACCUGCCUCAUCUCAGUCAUGCUGGCCAACAAUGAGACAGGGGUCAUCAUGCGAAUUAAAGAGCUCUGUCAGAGAGUACAACUCCUUAACGUGCAGAGGUCUGGUCCGAGAAUUCUUUUGCACUCUGACGGUGCACAAGCAGUUGGUAAAGUCAAGGUAGACGUGCAAGAACUUGGAGUGGAUUACCUCACCAUAGUGGGACACAAGUUUUAUGGCCCAAGAAUUGGUGCGUUGUAUGUAAACAAGCCUGGAAGCAUAACUCCAUUGUUCCCAAUGUUCUUCGGAGGUGGACAAGAGAGGAACUUUAGACCUGGGACAGAGAACACUCCAAUGAUUGCUGGUCUUGGAAAGGCAGCAGAGCUGGUGAACCUGCAUCUUCCAGAGUAUGAGGCCCACCUGUGUGAUAUUAAAAAGUACUUAGAGCAGCGGCUGCAGACUGUAUUUGGGAAGGAGAAGAUCCACUUCAACAGCCAUUUUCCUGGUUCGGAGACUCUCCCAAACACUUGUAAUGUGUCACUGCUCGGUCCAGGCUUAGAAGGUUGGAAGGUGCUUUCCAGCUGUAGGUGGCUUCUGGCGAGUGUGGGGGCUGCAUGCCAUUCUGAUAAAGUGGAAAG
Paramormyrops kingsleyae is the source of this 782-nucleotide messenger RNA. RefSeq names its product selenocysteine lyase-like. NCBI's taxonomy places the organism in Eukaryota, Metazoa, Chordata, Actinopteri, Osteoglossiformes, Mormyridae. The record is from RefSeq and is a predicted model, not a curated record.